AACAGUUCUCUUUUGGUUCUGGGCAGGUGUAUUUCUGCUGUGCGAAAUAUGCAAAAACAGAAUGAUAACAAAUUAGUACCUUUCAGGGAAUCGAAACUGACUCAGUUGUUUCAAAGGGCAUUAAAUGGCACUGAAGAUAUAUCAAUGAUUGUUAAUAUAAGUGCCUCUAGAGAUAUGUUUGACGAAACUCAGCAUGUCCUUAACUUCGCCGCUAUUGCCAGGGACAUAAUCAUCGAACAAAAGCCAGAACCGAUCUUUAAGAAAAAAAACCGCUUUUCGCAACUAGUUGAACAAAGUUCAGAUGAUACUUUCAGUUCCCAUAGCAGAGAAGAUUUAAAAAAUGCCAUCCGUCACUUGACAGAUGAGCUAGAGACUCAAAAAAGUGAGUAUGAGACAGAGUAUCAGGCACAUAUUCAGAUGAUAAGAGAGAAAUACGAACAAGCUCUAGACGAUUUAGAAGAAAAUGCUAAGAUAAGAAUUAAAAAAGCUGAAAGUGCAGUGAGAAUGAUGUAUGAAACGAAACUAGAGGCUAUGAGAACAAAAUAUGAAAAACUGAUUGAAGAAAUAGAAAUACAAAAUGAUGCAGACCAACAACUAGAAGAAAGGCAAAUUGAUGUAAUCGAAAUUCCAAGUUCAGAUGAUGAAGAUGAAGAAUGUUGGAAAACUGAAAAAGAGAGUUAUAUAAAAGAGAUCAAAGAGUUAAGGUCCACUUUAGCUGAAGGAGUCAGCGACUAUAAAGAGCUCCACAAAAAAUACGUGCUACUUGAAAAAGAAAACGCUCGACUUCGGGGCAGAUGCUUAGAAUUAGAAAAUGAAAUCGAGCUUGGAUUUCAACCUACGCAGAAAAUAUUUUGCGAGUCGGAAUCUGAUGAUGAGAAUGUGGAAGAUUACAGAUUAUUAGUCUAUGAUGAAUUUGAAGGGAAAUGAGUGUCCAAAUCUCCUUAAGUGUUCUAUUUCUUCAAUCAGUUUUUCAUAUUUUGUUCUCAUAGCCUCUAGUUUCGUUUCAUACAUCAUUCUCACUGCACUUUCAGCUUUUUUAAUUCUUAUCUUAGCAUUUUCUUCUAAAUCGUCUAGAGCUUGUUCGUAUUUCUCUCUUAUCAUCUGAAUAUGUGCCUGAUACUCUGUCUCAUACUCACUUUUUUGAGUCUCUAGCUCAUCUGUCAAGUGACGGAUGGCAUUUUUUAAAUCUUCUCUGCUAUGGGAACUGAAAGUAUCAUCUGAACUUUGUUCAACUAGUUGCGAAAAGCGGUUUUUUUUUUCUUAAAGAUCGGUUCUGGCUUUUAUUCGAUGAUUAUGUCCCUGGCAAUAGCGGCGAAGUUAAGGACAUGCUGAGUUUCGUCAAACAUAUCUCUAGAGGCACUUAUAUUAACAAUCAUUGAUAUAUCUUCAGUGCCAUUUAAUGCCCUUUGAAACAACUGAAUAUUUUAACUUGAAUCAAACAUAUUUAUUUACAGAAAAUCCUUUUUCUGUAAAUAAAUAUGUUUGAUUCAA
Messenger RNA from Zophobas morio, 1491 nucleotides. RefSeq names its product kinesin-like protein KIF20B. Gene Ontology annotation, cellular component: nucleus; kinesin complex; microtubule. The transcript is spliced from 2 exons. Bases 49 to 927 code for a protein of 292 amino acids. The record is from RefSeq and is a predicted model, not a curated record. Gene Ontology annotation, molecular function: ATP binding; ATP hydrolysis activity; microtubule binding. NCBI's taxonomy places the organism in Eukaryota, Metazoa, Arthropoda, Insecta, Coleoptera, Tenebrionidae. Gene Ontology annotation, biological process: microtubule-based movement.